AUGAUGUUUUCCAAAUAAUUUCAACAUACUCAAUCUCAAAAGAGUAGUGAUUCUGGUUUUUCUAGUUAACAAUUUAAUUAGAGACCUUUUAGAUAUGAAAAUCAAUCAUCUGUUAAAUCACAUUGGUAGAAACUUAAGUCAAAUGAAACUGACAAUGAUCCAAUAACAAGACGCGACAGAACUGUUAAAUCAUUAGUAAUUAUUAAUGAUUAUAUUAGACUGUCUUAUAAGAAAUUAUGAGUUGCUCCAAUUAAAAAAAACUAAUAAAAUUAGUUAGUUCAUUUCUGUAAUCAGAAUAGCAAUUAACUUAAAUUUGUGAAUAAUUGGAAAAAUAAUAAAUAGUAUCACUUUUCUUAAAAAUUCAUCAUAUGCAAAGUCCUUAACUUGUCUAGUUCUUGCAUUUACUUUAUGAUUCUAUGUUUUCCUUAGACUCAUCAGUUAGUUCUAAGAUUUAUACUCAUUAAGAAGUUCUUAAAUACAUACUUUUAUCUAAUUAUGAAUAAAUUUAAGGACAAGCGGGGUAAUUAACUAGAAUACUUGAGAUUUUAUCAGAGAUGUAGAUACUUAAUCCUGAUUUUUAAGCAUUUGAAGAAGAAUUUUAAGUUGAUAUGGAAGAAGUAAAAUAAUUAUAUUUAUAAUUUAGAUUUAAAAUUCAUUCAAUAAAGUAUAAUUGAGAGUAUUAUUUUUGAUAAGUUCAAUUGAUAUUCUUCGGGCUUUGAAAGGUUCAGUAGUAUUAUUUGAACGAUUAGAAUCGUUUGUGUUUUCAUAAAUUAAGAAUAAUUAGAUGUCAAAUAUUAGUGAUAUGUAAACUCUUGUGAUAGCUUAUGUUUUAUUGAGUGAAUAAUUAGAUAUUGCUAAUAAAUUAGGUUAUUCAAAAUAAGCUAUAGACAUUAUUGGAAAAGCUUAAGAUUAUUCAAUUUAUGAAUUAAAAAAAAGAUUUAUCAAUAAUGCUAUGAAAUUAUCAUAAAAAUAUUUAGGUUCAUAAGUCUAUGAUCAAAUUAUUAAUAUGAAUAGAUCAUUCAGUCCAGGAUUUAAUAGAUAACCUAUGGCUCAUUUUAAUUAAUCAGAAAAUUUGUCAUAUCAAUUUCUAGUUAAUUAAUUGAAAAUGGAUUACACUUUAAAUAAUGAUGAAAAUUUUUCGAUUGAUUCUAAAUGCAACAAUCUAUUGACAAAUCCUCUCAUUUGUUAAGUUAUGGAUAAGUAGUAUCAAUUAUAUUUUUAGACUCUUACCAUCUACAUAAAAAAAGGAAAAAGUGAAUUCAAUAUUUACAGAGCAAAGUCAAAUUGAAAAAAAGAGUCACCCUAUUAUUGUAAAAAAACAGUUUUCAAUUAAAUAAUUGAAAUAAGAGAAUAUGAUAUAAUCUCAAACUUAAUAAUAAGUAUCAACUCCAUCAUAAAAAAACUCAUAAUAAGUAAUAUUCAUUAAUUUAUUUAAUUAGAUGUCCUAAACAUAAGGAUUUCAAUCAUCUUAGAUUAAACCUUAGUCCAACAUUAAUGCUAAACCUGGUUUAGAUUCUAAUGAGUUUGAAAUCCUUUAAAGUAAAUUAGGACGUCAAUAAUAAGAAUUAGAAGAAUUAAAAUAAUUGUAUAAUACAAAUAUGGCUUAAAAAAAGAAUGAACUCAAUUAAACUAAUUAAUAAAACUAAUAAAAUGAUUAAUUAAAGAAAAAAAUUGAAUUAUUGGAAAAUAAUUUAGUCUAAUUAAAGAGUGAAAAUACUACAUAUAAAAAAGAGAAAGAUUAAAAAUAAAGUGAAGUUAAUGAGUUAAGAUCAUUUAUACAAGAUUUACAAGACAAAUAGUUAAAAUUAGAAAAAUUAGUUCAAUAGUAAUAACAAUAAUAAUAAUUUCAAUAAUAAUAACAAUAAUAAUUAUUAUAAUUAUAAUUAUAAUUACAACAAUAAUAAUAGCAAUAACAAUAAUAAUAACAAUAAUAAUAAUAGUAAUAAUAAUAGUAAUAAUAAUAAUAAUAAAUUUCUCCUUAAUAAUCAUUACCAAACCCAGCUUUAUAAUAUUUAAAAACAUAAUAAAGUAGUUAUUCAACAAAAGCUAACACCUAGACUUAAAUGAACAUAUAAAUUCCAACAAGCAAUCCAGAUGAUAAAAAUAGAUUAUUUAUAAGAGCAUAAAGUUAAAUGAGCCAUUCUCCAGGAGAAGAAUUUAAAAAUGAAAUGGAUGAUACUAGUCCUAGAAUAAUAAAAUAAAAUUAAACAUAUUUGCUAUAAUUAUUAGAUAUGUUAGAUUUAAAUACUUCAUUUACUAAAUCUUACACUAAAUUACAUUCUAUAAAUGAAAAUAAUUCAUGGGAAAGUGAUGUAUAAAUAGUUCACAAUUUCAAACUUGAAAGUUUAAUUACUGAUUCAAAUGAAGGAAAGGUUUUAAUGCUAAAAGCUUAUAAUUAAUAAUAAAACAUUGCAUGUACAGAAUCAAUAUCAUUUGAUCUAUUGAAAAGUCUUCUUGGUUAUGUUGAUUUUUAAGAUACUCUUCCAACAAAUUUACCAAAUAUUAGUACAACUCAUCAAUUCUUUAAAUUUCUUAUAUUACCUUAUACUACAGUGGUUUAAGAUGAAAAUACUUAAUAAUAUAAAAUUUAAUUAUGGCCUAAACCUUAUGGAUUAUUAAAUGGAUUAAAUUUAAAAUUAGAUUUUUUAGAUCUUAAUUGUUUAGUCUAUGUUCAUCAUUUAGAAACUGAUUAAUUUAGAAUAAUUAUUUUUGAUCCUGCUAGUUAUGAUUGCUUUAAAUUAGAUUUAGAAAUGGAUUAUUCUUCUAUUGAUACAUUCUUUUAAGAUGCUAAAUCUAUAAAAGAUGAAUAUAAUUAUUAUUGCAAAAGUAAUUUAUUGAAACUUACAGAUAAAACUCCUAAAUUUGGAGAUGAUGAUGUAGCUGAAGCUUUAGUAGAAAGACAUUUUUCAAAAGAUAAAGUUAAAUCAGUUUAAACAGGAAUUUAAUUAAAUUAAUCUUAUGCUCAAGAAAAUCUUAUUUUAAAAUAACCAAUUGAAUUUCUCAAAUAUAUUAAAUAAAUUGUUUAAAUUUUUGAAUAAUAACUCAAAUUAUAAUAAAUAACAUUUCCAAAUAGUUUACUUGGUAUGAAAUAUUUUAGAUGCAAAACUUGGAAUGCUGGCACUAAAAGCCAAAUACAAAUUGUUAAAGAACAAUUAGAUCAAUAAUAAAUUUCUAUAUAUUUGGCUAAUUGUUUUGAAUCUUUUGGACCAAACAAAUCUAAACUUAAAGCUAAAGGAAGCACAAAUAUUAACUUUUCUGCUAUUUAAAGAGAAUUUGCUGUCUCUUAUGAUAAAUUAUAAAUUGAAGAAAGAGCUACAAUCUUGUAAACUAUUUUAUAUUCAUUUAAUUUGAAUAUUUUUGAAAAAGCAUGUGAAUAAGAUGAACAAUAAUUUGAUAAAAAUCCUAUCGUAUAAAGUAUCUACGAUUGUGGUUCAUAUAGAAGGUAUUUAAUAUAAAUAACUUAGAAUCAUUGCUUUUGAUAAUGGUAAAAUAUCUUAAGUUACUGUCUAAGUUAUAGGAUCAAACAGAAGAAUGUGUGGUAUUAAAUUCUCUGUUUUCAAUAUUGAUGAAACUAUUGAAAAUGGAGUUUUCUUACCUGUUUCAUAAAGUGAAUGGGAUACUAGAGCUAUGGAAAAAUAAAAAAUUAAAGCCUCUGUCUAAAAUGUUCCUUUUGCAGAAUAUUUAUUAACCUAAAUUCUCAAAUGUCCAACUACCUAAACUGUAUAUUAUUUAUUUUUUAUAUAGAUUUUGUUUAAAAAGAUUUUAAAUGCUGAUUUUAAAUCUAAUUAAAUUAAUAGUAAUGAAAUUAAAAAGAGAAAGACAUUCAUUGAAAGAAUAGAUAAUUUAUUAACCUGGCAAGAAGUCAUGGCAAAUUUAUGA
Molecule: messenger RNA, 3879 nt
Organism: Paramecium sonneborni
Lineage: Eukaryota; Ciliophora; Oligohymenophorea; Peniculida; Parameciidae
Source: the annotation of a GenBank genome assembly